UCCAUCUUCUUCUUCAUUGUAGGUUUAUGCUCAAUCAGUUGCUGCAGCACAAAGGAACAUUCAAGUAGUGUAGUGCGCUUCGAAUAUAGCUGGUAGUUUCUGAAUAGAUAAAUUUAGAUCCUUCAUCGCUUCAUAAAUUUUGCAUAAUAUUGAACUUAAGUUCACUUAAUAUCGAUAAAAAACCGUGAAAAAAUAAAACUGUGAAAGUUGUGAGACAUUUAUUAUUAAAAUUACUAUAAUGAAGCGUUCAAAACAUUGGUGGAUUCUUUUAUUGUUAUUUGUUGUAAACAUUGAUACCAGUUUUGGAGUCUCUGAAAGUAACUUAAAUGAAAAUAACUAUCAUGGAUGUCCGCAAAAAUGCUGGUGCUAUUAUACUAGUGUUAGAUGUAUGUUUCAAGGUCUAACGAAAAUACCAAAAAUACCUGCAAAUACCACAAUAUUAGACUUACGGUUUAAUGAGAUAGAUGAUCUCCCUGUGGGCGUAUUUCAUGGUCUAAAACACUUGGAUACUAUUCUCCUAAAUGACAAUAAAAUAAAACACUUAAAAAAGCAUACAUUUAGUGGAUUACGAAACUUGAAGAUACUUAAUUUACACAACAAUCAUAUCACUUUGAUAGCUCCUGGUACAUUUGCUCAUCUACCAAAUCUCAGGCAGCUUCAUCUACAUUCAAAUAAAUUGACAGAAAUUCUAGCUGGAACAUUUAAUGACUUACCAAAAUUGGAAAGAUUAUUCUUGCAAAAUAAUCAAAUUCGUAGACUACCAGCUAAUGCUUUUGAAAAUAUAGGAUUUAUGACAAGAUUGAGACUUGAUUUUAAUCCAUUAGAAUGUGAUUGUGAUCUCUUGUGGUUAGUAACAAGAUUCCAAGAAAAUCCAACUGUUGAAAUGACUGCAGUUUGUCAUUCACCUGCUGAAGUAAAGGGGAGAUCUUUGACGAGUCUUUUUAUUGAUGACUUUCAUUGUCAUAUGCCAAAAAUUAUGAAAGACCCAGAAGACAUAAAGGUAAAUGUGGGGGAUACAGCAUAUUUUACUUGUCAAGCAAGUGGAGAUCCAAAGCCAAGAAUAAAGUGGAUGAGAAAUUCUGAUACAGUAAAUGUAGAUGGCAAGAGGUAUCUCUUGAAGGAUGAUGGAACUUUAGUUAUUUUCCAAGUGAAUGAAAAUGAUAUUGGUGAAUAUGAAUGUAUAGCUGAAAGUAAAAUGGGAUAUACUAUUUCACGAAAAGCUCGAGCUAUUGUGACUGCAGCACUUCCUGCGAUUCGUUUUAUUGAAGUACCGCAAUCUCAAACAGUAAAAGUUGGAGAUACUAUAAUUUUAACAUGCCGAGCAGAUAGCAAACUGUCCGUCCAAUUAGAAUGGUGGAGAAAUGGUCAACGAAUUCAUCAAGAUUCUCGUCGAGUGUUUUUAGAAAACGAAGGAAGCAAAUUAAAGAUCCAUUCAGCCCAGCAUCAAGAUUCAGCUCGUUAUAUCUGUCAAGCACGAAACAUUAAUGGUUUUGCGGAAGUUAGUGCGGACAUAAAAGUCCUCGUAAAAGAUUCAUCAACUCCAAUACUGACAUAUAAACCUUCAAGUGAUCUAGAAGUCGAGUUAGGAGCAACAGUGGAGCUUCCGUGCAGAGCCAAAGGGGAACCUAAACCUCAGAUCCACUGGAAGAAAGAUGGAAGUGCUGUAGAAAUAUCUCCGAGGUUCAAAAUAUCACGUGGAGGUUCUUUAUAUAUUUAUAAUAUAACAAAUAGCGAUACUGGACGUUACGAGUGCAAUGCUGUAAAUGAUCAUGGGCGUGUAACAGCUCAAUGUCUUGUGCGGGUCCGUGAUAAAAUAUUUGGAUCAUUAAACAACGAUAUUAUUCAACGGGCAUUUAAUGACGCAACAAUAAAAAUUGAUAGAGCCAUUAAUCAAACACUCGUGUCUCUUUUUGGGCAAUCAGACGUUAAUGAUAAGGCUAAAAAUAACAAUCAACAUAGAACUUCACCUUCAGGACACGUAGAUCUCUUUAGACUAGCCAGAUUUCCUAACUUUCAGGCUAGAGCUGCUGCCAAACCGGCUGAAAUAUUUGAACGAACUCUUUAUAAUAUCCGACAGUAUAUUAAUCAAGGACAUUCAAUGAAUGUUUCUGGUCCUUUUAAAUAUGAAGAUAUUCUGAGUAAAGAGCAGAUUGAAGAAAUAGAGAAACUUUCUGAAUGUACAGGUCAUAGAAAAAAAUUACGCUCCUGUAGUCACAACACCUGUUUUAACAAAAGGUAUCGAAGUAUUGAUGGAAAUUGUAAUAAUCUGGAUAAUCCUAUGUGGGGUGCGUCAUAUACAGGCUUCAGAAGAAUUCUCCAACCAAUUUAUGAAAAUGGUAUUUCUCAGCCAGUUGGAUGGGAUAAGAAACGGCUUUACUAUGGAUUUCCUAAGCCACCAGCGAGAUUAGUGUCCACGAAAAUAAUUUCUACUCACAAAAUUACUCCAGAUACCAAAAUCACCCAUAUGGUGAUGCAAUGGGGUCAAUUUUUAGAUCAUGACCUAGAUCAUGCCCUUCCUGCAAUAUCUUCUGAAUCAUGGGAUGGAAUUGAUUGUAAAAAGUCCUGUGAGCAUGCUGCUCCAUGUUUUCCUAUGGAAGUUCCUAGAGGUGAUCCAAGAAUCACUAAUAGAAGAUGUAUAGAUUUUAUUAGGACAAGUGCUGUGUGCGGUUCUGGAGCAACAAGUAUACUUUGGGGUCGUGGAGUAAUGCCCAGAGAACAGAUGAAUCAAUUAACCAGUUACUUAGACGCUUCUCAAGUUUAUGGGUAUAAUGAUGAAUUAGCACUUGACUUGAGAGAUCGAGUAAAUGGACGUGAUAGAGGAUUACUUAGAGAAGGUGUUACUUUUCCUGAUAAAAAACCACUUUUACCAUAUGCUUCUGGCCAAUUUGUUGACUGUCGAAGAGAUGUUUUAGAGUCGUCAAUAAAUUGUUUUGUCGCUGGAGACAUUAGAGCAAAUGAACAGGUUGGACUCUUAGCUAUGCAUACAAUUUGGCUGAGAGAACACAAUAGACUAGCUCGAGAAUUGGCAAACAUAAAUCCUCAUUGGAAUGGAGAGAAGAUUUAUCAAGAAGCAAGAAAAAUAGUUGGCGCUGAAAUGCAACACAUUACUUAUCAUUAUUGGUUACCCACUAUUUUUGGUCAAACCAUUGAUGAACUUAUUGGACCUUAUUUAGGAUAUAACCACAAUUUAGAUGCAAGUAUUUCUAAUGUAUUUGCAACAGCAGCACUCCGGUUUGGUCAUUCAUUGAUCCAACCGCGUUUAGAACGACUUGAUGAACAAUUUAGAAGCAUUCCCCAAGGACCUUUGAAUCUACGUGAUGCUUUCUUCGCUCCUUGGAGACUUGUUGAUGAAGGUGGAGUCGAUCCUUUGAUACGUGGAAUGUUUGCAACUGCUGCAAAACUCAAACUACCUGAGGAAAAUUUGAAUACUGAGCUGACAGAACAACUCUUCAGAACAGCGCAUGCGGUAGCAUUAGAUCUAGCAUCAAUGAAUAUUCAAAGAGGUCGAGAUCAUGGCAUUCCUGGCUAUUUGGAGUGGAGAAAAUUUUGUAAUAUGAGUGUAGUAGAUAAUUUUGAUGAUCUUGUACAUGAAAUUAGUAGCGAAAAGGUAAGGAGGAAACUUAGAGAGCUCUAUGGUCAUCCUGGAAAUAUGGAUGUUUGGGUUGGUGGUAUUUUAGAAGAUCAAUUACCUGGUUCUAAGGUUGGGCCAUUAUUUAAAUGUUUACUUGUUGAACAGUUUAAAAGAACUAGAGAUGGUGAUAGAUUUUGGUACGAAAAUCCAACGACUUUUAAGCCUGAACAACUUCAGCAAAUUAAAAAAAUUACUCUUUCAAGAAUUCUGUGUGAUAAUGGAGAUAAUAUUACAGAGAUUCAACCAAAUGUAUUUUAUCUUUUUAAUAAUCCGGAAAAUAGUUUGACAUCUUGUGAUAAUAUUCCGGAAAUGAAUUUGCAAUUUUGGUCUGACUGUUGUGAUAAUUGUGAUGAUGAUACAAGUAAUACUAUUCCACGAUUUAGAAGAGCAAUAAAUAGUAAUAAAUAUACUAAAGCUUUUAAUAAUUACAGUGUAAUUGAAGAAACUUUUGAAAAAGAUUCGUUUGAUAGUAUGGAGAUUCUUGACAAGAAUAAAGAGUCAUUAGUACAAAUGAUUGAUUUUGUUGAAGAUGAAACAAAAAAACUUAAUAAAAUUAUACGUCACAUAAAUAAACGUGUUAAAAAACUUAAAGAAAUAACAUUAGGUAUUAAAGAAAAUAAAAAUAUGAAAAAGAAAUCAGAAUAUAAGCAUAAGAAUAUAAUAGCAGAUAAGCUAAACAAUGCUGAUGAGUAACAAGAAAAUUGCUAGUCUUAGAAAUAAUUCAAUUGAACUAAACUGUGCAGCAUUAUUUUAUCUAUUAAUUUAAAAAAUAUAUUUAUUGUUUUUCAGAGCAAUUAUUAAUACAAUGCAUUUUAACUAAGUAAAGUAUCAUAAGUAUAAUAUAUAUUAUAAGAUGCUUUUUUUACUUUUACUAAAGUACUCAGUGAAAUUAUCUUGCCAUGUAAACUAUUUUGCAGCUUACACUUUGUAUCAUAAAAUUACUAAACGUUUGAUAUCCUUAACUUAUUUAUAAGUCUUUUACCUCUUUCAAUAAUAAUUUUACUUUUAAUUUUGAUAACAACUACAUUACGUUUGUAUCA
Molecule: messenger RNA, 4671 nt
Organism: Chelonus insularis
Lineage: Eukaryota; Metazoa; Arthropoda; Insecta; Hymenoptera; Braconidae
Gene: Pxn
Product: Peroxidasin
Exons: 4
Coding region: 239-4324 (1361 amino acids)
Biological process (GO): response to oxidative stress
Molecular function (GO): protein binding; heme binding; peroxidase activity
Source: RefSeq, a predicted model, not a curated record